AUGGCCCAGCUAAUGCACAUACUGACUGCAACACAGAAAUGCCGUUCACUUCAUCGAGUGACCUUUCUUCUUCUCCUAGCUCUUAUCAUCAUUAUCUUCAGGUCUAAGGGUUACCUGAACCCAAGAAGCCAGAAGCUGGAAAGCGUCCAGGUUGAUGCAAGCAUGGCUGUUAGAGACCACAAUGGUCUGAAAAGUGUAAAAUUACCAAGGAUGGUGUAUCAACAGCCACAGGUGCUAACACCCUCUAGGAAGGACGUCCUUGUCAUGACCCCUCAGCUGGCUCCCAUCCUCUGGGAGGGGACUUUCAAAACUGACAUCCUGAAUGAGCAGUUCCGGCUCCAGAAUGCCACCAUUGGAUUCAUCACGUUUCCUGCUAAAAAACCCAAAACCCACCUGAAGAUGUUGCGAACUGCAGAGAUGUACUUCAUGGCGGGACACAGGGUGAACUACUACGUCUUCACUGACCGGCCAGACCACGUUCCUCAUAUUAACAUCCAAAAAGGAAGGCAGACAAUCAUCCUCAAGGUCCAGAGCCAUGCCCGCUGGGAGGACAUCUCCACGCACCACACAUUAUUUUCCCCAGCACGCUUCCACGAGGAAGCGGAUUACCUUGUGUGUGUGGAUGCGGACAUGAAGUUCAGCGACCACACGGGUGUGGAGAUCCUCUCCUCCUUGUUCCGCACCCUGCAUCCUGGCUACCGUGGGCUCAGUCGGACCCACUUCCCCUAUGAACGUUGGCCUCAGUCACAAGCCCAUGUUCCUGAAGAUGAGGGGGACUUUCAUUACACAGGGGUUUUUGGGGGGUCAGUGCCAGAGGUGUACAGGCUCAGCAAGGCCCUCCACGAGGCACAAAUGGCCGACCAAGCCAACCACAUCAAAGCUGCGAGGCAUGGUGAGAGCCACCGGAACGAGUAUCUGCUUUACCACAAACCCUCCAAGGUCCUCUCCCCCGAGUACCUGUGGAAUCAGCAGCUAACGAUGGAGGAGGGCGGCGCCUGUCGCACGCGAGUCCCGGCAGCCGGGACCCUCCGAUGGGGGACCGGGCUCAGCGGCGGGGCCAGCCAGGUUCGGCCGGAUGCGGGGGACGUGGGGGAGCUGGCCCCGGGAGGUCGCCGGACAGGCGGCAGCGGGGCCAGCGUCCAGGUGCUGAGGGACACGGGACAGAGCGCCCCGGGCGCCAGAGCCCCCGGGCGCGUCUCUCCAAGCGCCGCCGCAGAGGACAGCAGUUAG
Lynx canadensis (Canada lynx) is the source of this 1230-nucleotide messenger RNA. Its product is annotated as histo-blood group ABO system transferase-like. The record is from RefSeq and is a predicted model, not a curated record. Gene Ontology annotation, molecular function: glycoprotein-fucosylgalactoside alpha-N-acetylgalactosaminyltransferase activity. Lineage: Eukaryota; Metazoa; Chordata; Mammalia; Carnivora; Felidae. Gene Ontology annotation, cellular component: vesicle; Golgi apparatus; membrane. Gene Ontology annotation, biological process: carbohydrate metabolic process.